Molecule: messenger RNA, 969 nt
Organism: Myzus persicae (green peach aphid)
Lineage: Eukaryota; Metazoa; Arthropoda; Insecta; Hemiptera; Aphididae
Product: nuclear nucleic acid-binding protein C1D-like
Exons: 2
Coding region: 495-947 (150 amino acids)
Biological process (GO): maturation of 5.8S rRNA; regulation of gene expression
Cellular component (GO): exosome (RNase complex); nucleolus
Molecular function (GO): RNA binding; DNA binding
Source: RefSeq, a predicted model, not a curated record
AUAAUCUGUGGUUAUACGGUGAACUGCUUAAAUCAUAUACUAAUAUGAUCUAAGGUGAACUGACUUCAAAAUUCUGUAUUUCUGUUCAGUGCUUGGGGAUAGUCGGCUAUCUAUUUUUUUUAUAGUUGUUUAUCUAUGUAUAUGGCCACUGAUAACUAUAGGAAGAUAACAUAAUGUAAAAUAUAAACUGAUUACAGUCCAUAGAUAAAUAGAUCUUUCCUUUAUCUAUGAUUACGGUCCGGCUCCGGCACUUAGGUCUCUGGCGUCUACAUCAGUUGAUCGGUCUGUUGUCUAAUAUUUUUUAGUUUUUUUUAUGCGUGUAGCAUGAUCGAGACAUAAUAAUUGUUUAAAUUAAUUAAGUAUUAAGCAAUACUAUCUUGUAACUGUGACGAUAAUAUUUUAUCGAACGUUCAUCUUACACUUUACCGACUUUAAUAAAUUGUUGGUCAACUCAUUUUCCUUCUACCGAGGUCUACGAACUUGAUCAAAUAAAAAUGGCAACAUUGGACUUGGAUGAAGAAUUACUCAAAGAUGAAGAGUUAGUAGCAAGUAUUCAAAAUUUGGACCAUUCAAUUGUAGAUAUUGAAACAUUACUUGAAUCACGAAUGGAUAUAGAUUACAACUCUCUGUCAGUGGAAGAAAAAAUUAAGCAUGAUCUACUAAUUGCAUUUGCAUUGAAUAGCUUAUAUUGGGUUUACUUGCGAUUGGAUGGUGUUGAUCCAACUUCCCAUAAUAUAAAACGAGAAUUGGAUCGUGUAAAAUCUACUGUGGAUAUGGCUAAAGGUGCCAUGGCCAAAAAAAAUAUGCUAAGAGUUGAUAAAAAAGCUGCCGAAAGAUUUAUUGAUCAUGCUCUUUGGACACCAGAAGAUAAGAAACGAAGGUCUCAACCUAUAGAAAAACCAAAUAAAAAAAUAAAAUUCGAUGAAAAUGGUGACCCAUCAAAGUAAAAUUAUUUUAAAGAACUCUUUA